AUGAUGUAUUACAGUACGAGCAGUUUUGAUUACGAGGAGAAGAAGUGCGCUUCCUGCACUUCGGAGAUUGCUUCCGAUAUCAUGUCGGAUGAGGAAGAGACUGGUUUGUUUGCUCCAGUCGAUCUGGCCAUUGAAUUGAUGUUGAGCGGAAAUCCGUGUACUGCCAUGUUGCCUUCCAGCAAUACUUCAAACACCAAAAAGGUGGCCAACCAAAUCUUGAAGGCUUCCAGCCAAAAGUUGGUGCGUCCACCUCGUCAAUCCUUGCCGCAAGAUAGCAUGUUUGACUCUUCCAGUGUGGGCACUACGGGUUCGACUUUGACAGAACUAUAA
Messenger RNA from Cylindrotheca closterium, 330 nucleotides. Lineage: Eukaryota; Bacillariophyta; Bacillariophyceae; Bacillariales; Bacillariaceae. The record is from the annotation of a GenBank genome assembly.